AUGGCUUCGUUCCCCGAGACCGACUUCCAGAUCUGCCUGCUGUGCAAGGAGAUGUGCGGCAGCUCCUCGCCGGCGCCGCUCUCCUCCUCCAACUCGUCCGCGUCGUCGUCGUCCUCGCAGACGUCCACGUCGUCGUCGUCGGGGGGCGGCGGCGGCGGCGGCGGCGGCGGGGCCCCCGGGGCGGCGGCGCGCCGCCUGCACGUCCUGCCCUGCCUGCACGCCUUCUGCCGCCCGUGCCUCGAGGCGCACCGGCUGCCUGCGGCCGGCGGCGGCGCGCCGGGAGACUCCCUCAAACUGCUGUGCCCCGUGUGCGACCAGAAAGUCGUGCUGGCCGAGGCGGCGGGCAUGGACGCGCUGCCCUCGUCCGCCUUCCUGCUCAGCAACCUGCUCGACGCCGUGGUGGCCACGGCCGACGACCCGCCGCCGCCGCCGCCGCCCAAGAACGGGCGCGCCGGCACCGCGGCGGGCGCGGGAGGCCACAGCAACCACCGGCAGCACCGCGCGCACCACGCGCACCCGCGCGCCGCGCCCGCCUCGGCACCGCCGCUCCCGCAGGCGCCGCCGCCGCCGCCGCCGCCCGCGCCCGCCCGCUGCUCCGCGCCGGGGGGACCCGCCGCCGCCGCCGCCGCCGCCGCUGCCGCCGCUUCUCCGUCGGCGCUGCUGCUGCGCCGGCCCCACGGCUGCAGCUCCUGCGACGAGGGCAAUGCCGCCUCGUCGCGCUGCCUCGACUGCCAGGAGCACCUGUGCGACAACUGCGUCCGCGCGCACCAGCGCGUGCGCCUCACCAAGGACCACUACAUCGAGCGCGGCCCGGGGCCCGCCGCCGCCGCGGCCGCCGCUGCCGCCGCCGCUGCCGCCGCCGCCGCCGCGCAGCAGCUCGGGCUCGGCGCGCCCUUCGCCGGCCCGCCCUUCUCCAUCAUCUCCGUCUUCCCCGAGCGCCUCGGCUACUGCCAGCACCACGACGACGAGGUGCUGCACCUGUACUGUGACACUUGCUCGGUGCCCAUCUGUCGCGAGUGUACAAUGGGCCGGCACGGGGGCCACAGCUUCAUCUACCUCCAGGAGGCGCUGCAGGACUCCCGGGCUCUCACCAUCCAGCUGCUGGCGGACGCCCAGCAGGGCCGCCAGGCGAUCCAGCUGAGCAUCGAGCAGGCCCAGACCGUGGCGGAGCAGGUGGAGAUGAAGGCCAAGGUGGUGCAGUCGGAGGUCAAGGCCGUGACGGCGAGACACAAGAAGGCCCUGGAGGAGCGGGAGUGCGAGCUGCUGUGGAAGGUAGAGAAGAUCCGCCAGGUGAAGGUCAAGUCUCUGUACCUGCAGGUGGAGAAGCUGCGGCAGAACCUCACCAAGCUGGAGAGCACCAUCAGCGCCGUGCAGCAGGUGCUGGAGGAGGGCCGGGCGCUGGACGUGUUGCUGGCCCGCGACCGCAUGCUGGCCCAGGUGCAGGAGCUGAAGACCGUGCGCGGCCUCCUGCAGCCCCAGGAGGACGACCGGGUCAUGUUCACGCCCCCCGACCAGGCCCUGUACCUGGCCAUCAAGUCCUUCGGCUUCGUCAGCAGCGGGGCCUUCGCGCCGCUCACCAAGGCCACGGGGGACGGCCUCAAGCGGGCCCUCCAGGGCAAGGUGGCCACCUUCACCGUCAUGGGCUACGACCACGACGGGGAGCCCCGCCUCUCGGGGGGCGACCUCAUGUCCGCCGUGGUGCUGGGCCCCGACGGCAACCUGUUCGGGGCCGAGGUGAGCGACCAGCAGAACGGCACCUACCUGGUGAGCUACCGCCCCCAGCUGGAGGGGGAGCACCUGGUGUCGGUCACCCUGUGCAACCAGCACAUCGAGAACAGCCCCUUCAAGGUCGUGGUCAAGUCCGGCCGCAGCUACGUGGGCAUCGGCAUCCCGGCCCUGAGCUUCGGCAGCGAGGGCGACGGCGACGGCAAGCUGUGCCGGCCCUGGGGCGUGAGCGUGGACAAGGAGGGCUACAUCGUGGUCGCCGACCGCAGCAACAACCGCAUCCAGGUGUUCAAGCCCUGCGGCGCCUUCCACCACAAGUUCGGCACGCUGGGCUCCCGGCCGGGCCAGUUCGACCGGCCGGCCGGCGUGGCCUGCGACGCCUCCCGCCGCAUCGUGGUGGCCGACAAGGACAACCACCGGAUCCAGGUGUUCACCUUCGAGGGCCAGUUCCUCCUCAAGUUCGGCGAGAAGGGGACCAAGAACGGGCAGUUCAACUACCCCUGGGACGUGGCGGUGAACGCCGAGGGCAAGAUCCUGGUGUCGGACACACGGAACCACCGGAUCCAGCUGUUCGGGCCGGACGGCGCCUUCCUGAACAAGUACGGCUUCGAGGGGGCCCUCUGGAAGCACUUUGACUCGCCGCGGGGCGUGGCCUUCAACCACGAGGGCCACCUGGUGGUCACCGACUUCAACAACCACCGGCUCCUGGUCAUCCACCCCGACUGCCAGUCGGCGCGCUUCCUGGGCUCGGAGGGCACGGGCCACGGGCAGUUCCUGCGGCCGCAGGGCGUGGCCGUGGACCAGGAGGGGCGCAUCAUCGUGGCCGACUCCAGGAACCACCGGGUGCAGAUGUUCGAGUCCAACGGCAGCUUCCUGUGCAAGUUCGGGGCUCAAGGCAGCGGCUUCGGGCAGAUGGACCGCCCCUCCGGCAUCGCCAUCACCCCGGACGGCCUGGUUGUCGUGGUCGACUUCGGCAACAAUCGAAUCCUCAUCUUUUAA
This is a messenger RNA of Pipistrellus nathusii (Nathusius's pipistrelle), 2724 nucleotides long. Lineage: Eukaryota; Metazoa; Chordata; Mammalia; Chiroptera; Vespertilionidae. The record is from the annotation of a GenBank genome assembly.